GCACGCGUAUAUACUCGCACGGCCUGGGCCUGGGCAAAAGGCAAGCGGCAGUGGCCGCGGCGCGGGUGCGCAACGUUUAAGUCUCUCUCCAUCUCUGCUUACCGUCUUCUCGCUCUCGUGGCUGAGAAGGCGCGUGCUCUCCAACACCCAGACACGCGCGACCGAGCGUGGAGCGGAAGGAGGUGGUCUUGGUGCCGUGGGGGAGCGAGCGCCCUGGUCGGGCGGCGGGCUGGUUCCGUCGGGGCGGCGACGGGCUGUUUGUGAGGCGGGGACUCUCCCUCCCCCCGCCUCCCCCUCUCCCCCAGUUCCCGGUACCGACCCUCACACCGGAGCCAAUAUUCCUGAAAUUAAGAGAUACGCUGCGGCGGCGGCGGCGGCCGGAGCUGCGGGGCCCGGGGCGGCCGGGGCCGGAGGGGACCGCAGCGAGGCCGUCGCCGCCAUGGAGGCAUUGGGACCAGGGCCACCAGCCAACCUUUUUCAGCCACCCCGUCGCCCAGGCCUGGGAACAGUUGGGAAACCAAUCCGUCUCUUAGCCAAUCAUUUCCAAGUGCAGAUCCCUAAAAUUGAUGUUUAUCAUUAUGACGUGGAUAUCAAACCAGAAAAGCGUCCCCGGAGGGUGAACAGGGAAGUGGUGGAUACUAUGGUGAGACACUUUAAGAUGCAGAUAUUUGGGGAUCGGCAGCCUGGCUAUGAUGGCAAAAGGAACAUGUACACUGCACAUCCUCUGCCUAUUGGCAGGGAUAGGGUGGAUAUGGAGGUCACACUCCCAGGUGAAGGGAAGGACCAAACCUUUAAAGUGUCCGUUCAGUGGGUGUCUGUGGUCAGCCUUCAGAUGCUCCUGGAAGCUCUGGCAGGGCAUGUCAAUGAAGUCCCAGAAGACUCUGUACAGGCACUUGAUGUCAUCACACGGCACCUUCCCUCUAUGAGGUACACACCAGUGGGCCGUUCCUUCUUCUCUCCCCCUGAAGGAUACUAUCACCCACUGGGAGGUGGUCGGGAGGUCUGGUUUGGCUUCCACCAGUCUGUCAGGCCAGCUAUGUGGAACAUGAUGCUCAACAUAGAUGUAUCAGCAACCGCUUUCUACCGUGCCCAGCCUAUUAUUGAGUUCAUGUGCGAGGUCUUGGAUAUUCAGAACAUCAAUGAACAAACAAAACCCCUUACAGAUUCCCAGCGUGUUAAGUUUACCAAAGAAAUCAGAGGUCUAAAAGUAGAGGUUACUCACUGUGGUCAGAUGAAGAGAAAAUACAGAGUUUGCAAUGUUACUAGGCGACCAGCCAGCCAUCAAACGUUCCCUCUGCAGUUGGAAAAUGGACAGGCUAUGGAGUGUACAGUAGCUCAGUAUUUUAAGCAGAAGUACAGUCUGCAGCUGAAAUACCCUCAUCUUCCAUGCCUUCAAGUAGGGCAGGAGCAGAAACACACGUAUUUACCCCUCGAGGUAUGUAAUAUAGUAGCAGGCCAGCGAUGCAUCAAGAAGCUAACAGACAAUCAGACGUCAACGAUGAUCAAGGCAACGGCACGGUCUGCACCUGACAGGCAGGAAGAAAUUAGUAGACUAGUGAAGAGUAAUAGCAUGGUGGGCGGUCCUGAUCCAUAUCUGAAGGAGUUUGGUAUCGUUGUCCAUAAUGAAAUGACGGAGUUGACAGGCAGGGUGUUGCCUGCGCCAAUGUUGCAAUAUGGAGGCAGGAACAAGACUGUUGCUACGCCAAAUCAGGGUGUCUGGGAUAUGAGGGGAAAGCAAUUCUAUGCUGGCAUUGAAAUUAAAGUUUGGGCUGUUGCCUGCUUUGCUCCUCAGAAACAAUGUCGGGAAGACUUGUUAAAGAGUUUUACCGAUCAGCUACGCAAAAUUUCCAAGGAUGCAGGGAUGCCAAUCCAGGGCCAACCAUGCUUCUGUAAAUAUGCACAGGGUGCGGACAGUGUGGAGCCCAUGUUCAAACACUUAAAAUUGACUUAUGUUGGGCUGCAGCUAAUUGUGGUGAUUCUCCCUGGAAAGACACCAGUCUAUGCUGAAGUUAAACGUGUUGGGGAUACUCUGCUAGGAAUGGCCACCCAGUGUGUUCAGGUGAAAAACGUGGUAAAAACUUCUCCGCAGACUCUGUCCAACCUAUGUUUGAAGAUAAAUGCAAAACUUGGUGGGAUAAACAACGUGCUUGUACCACAUCAAAGGCCCUCUGUAUUCCAGCAGCCAGUGAUCUUUCUGGGAGCAGAUGUCACUCACCCACCUGCUGGGGAUGGGAAGAAACCUUCCAUUGCUGCUGUCGUAGGCAGCAUGGAUGGCCACCCUAGCCGCUACUGUGCUACAGUGCGAGUGCAGACCUCCCGUCAGGAGACAUCCCAAGAGCUGCUGUACAGUCAGGAAGUGAUCCAGGACCUGACCAACAUGGUGCGAGAACUGCUGAUCCAGUUCUAUAAGUCCACUCGAUUCAAGCCCACACGGAUCAUCUACUAUAGGGGAGGUGUGUCAGAAGGGCAGAUGAAACAGGUGGCUUGGCCAGAACUCAUUGCAAUCCGGAAGGCCUGCAUUAGCUUGGAAGAAGACUACAGACCAGGAAUCACCUAUAUUGUUGUGCAGAAAAGGCAUCACACAAGACUCUUCUGUGCUGACAAAUCUGAAAGGGUGGGGAAAAGUGGCAAUGUUCCAGCAGGCACAACUGUGGACAGCACAAUCACACAUCCCUCUGAAUUUGACUUUUACCUCUGUAGCCAUGCAGGAAUUCAGGGAACCAGCCGCCCUUCUCACUAUCAAGUCUUGUGGGAUGACAACUGUUUCACUGCUGAUGAGUUGCAGCUACUGACCUACCAGCUGUGUCACACGUAUGUCCGGUGUACACGGUCUGUUUCAAUUCCUGCUCCUGCAUACUAUGCCAGGCUGGUAGCAUUUAGGGCAAGAUACCAUCUUGUAGACAAAGAUCAUGACAGUGCUGAAGGCAGUCAUGUUUCAGGACAGAGCAAUGGCCGUGACCCUCAGGCACUAGCCAAGGCAGUGCAGAUCCAUCAUGAUACCCAGCACACAAUGUAUUUUGCCUGAUGAGAAUCUGAGAAGAUGAAGCAGAAGCAGAAGCCACCGACUACUGGUGGUUAGGGCUCAGUUUUAAUUCAGGCUGUCCACCACCAGCAGCUUGGGACAGUUGCACUGAAUCGACGCAGCAAAAUCUGAUGCAGGCGCAAUUGAGCCAUUUUUGUUUGUUUCAGUAAAUAGAAAUUUCAUAAACAGUCUUUGCAUUGGACUGAAUUUUUACCUCAAAGCGCAAAAGGCUGAUCCUCCUAAAAAAUUUUUAAAGGACUUGGCACGAAAGGUUUUUAUUGAAAUAUUUUGCUAAUCAAUUUUAAGUUACCUCCUUGUCCCCAUUAAGCUAAUCAAGAAGCUAAAUUCCUCCUGGGCUUCUUCAUACUUCUUAGUGAGUCUCCAGAUAUGGCAAACCGUCUUACUCCACUGUUCUACUGUGUGGGGCCAUAUAGACUUUAUAAAUGGAACUUUUACUGUAAACAUCUUUAAACAAACAUUAAGUUUCAGAGGUACUGCUGUUCUUUUUUUGUUUUGCUUUGUCAAGCUUUAUUAGUCUUUUGUAAAUCUCUCUGCAGUCAUGGGCUGCAAAGCAAUUGCACUAUAACUGCGAAUUCAACUUGGUGGUUCUUGUUCUGUGAAUGUGUAACAUAAGCAGAUAGCAAUGCCCUUUGGCAGGUCUAGUAAAAUCAUAAUGGUUACACACAACUGCCGCUGUCUGGUUCAGAAUGCUGAACUGCUUCCCACUCUAAAAAGUAUGUGACUUAAGUUCUAAAAGAUUAGUUUUAGGUAUUUUUCAGACAUUAUGAAAGUGCCCAUUUUAUGCUGCUGUGUUUGAUGAAUUGAGGUCAUUUUUAAUACUCUUUUUCAUAGAAGGUUUUAACUUUGGCAAUAAUUUUUUUUUAAUACCCUGGCAGUAACUUUUCUAGCUGAAUACUUUACAUGGGUUACAGCCAACAUUCUUGUGUAGGUUGACUUUGCUGAAGAGAAAAUUAGUUCUUAAAUGGAUCAGAAAAGGCUCCCUUCAUGCUUUUUACAAAUGAUUAUUUUUAACUGUUUUAUAUUCACCAUUGGUCUGUCUACCCCUUUUUAUAAGCUUGGAAAGUAGGUGUUCCGUAUAUAGGAAAGGCUUUGCCAAUAUGUACAGCUAUAUAUAGUGUGACAGUAGCAAUCAAAGACUUUUACCAGCAUUUUAAAACUUUGUUUCUUUGAGAGUUUAGGUUGCCCGCAUGUACAGCAGUAUUCGCUAGCAUGUGUGAAGUGUAAAUUUUAAUGUUUACCUUGACCCAUUUUUAUAAAUUAGAGCUCCUACUUGCUUGGUUCUCUUCCACUAAAAUGUGUAAUGCAAAAGGGAGGGGGUCUGCAGACGAUAGUAGUGUUGCGUUGAGACUAGCUUGUGAGAUGCUUUAAAUUUCUAGUUUUUAACUGAGAUGACGCCACUGUGAAAGAUUGGGAUUUUGCCAAUAAUUGCACUCUGAUAUGAACAGGUGGUGUUGCAAAGUCAUGUGACCUUGUGAACUUUCAGAUCCAGACCUCAAGGUCAGCAAUAUGCUAUAUGAUUUUGAGUUUUCCUUCAGUCUUUUGAAAAAAAAUAGAUACUUGGAAAGUUUACAUUUCUAAAUACUGUCAUUCAGCCGUACCUGAGUACACUGAAGUUAGUCUUCAAAAAGCAGUUUUUGUAAGCUUGUCCCAGAACUGUGUCUCUCGGUGGGACCCAGCUUAUAAAAUUUUCCUUUUCCCACUCAAACAGGAGUGAAGCGAACUCUGCUCUGACACAUAGCGUGAACAGGCUUAGAUAGCAGACUUCUUUAAAUGUAUUUAAGCCUUUCAUUCCCUCCCCCUUAAGAAUACCUCACUUGUGUAAUAAAUAUCAGGACAUGUGGGAAGGGAGAGUGACCGCUGCUUCAGUUAGUCUGCUGCUUUUCUUUUCUUUUUUAAAUACUUGUUCAGGGAGAAAAUGCAAGAAUUGAACUCCUGUUGCCCAACAUAUGGAGAACUGAGGCACCUUGAAGAGAGUAAGCACCUGUUGAGUGUGUAGCAUUUUUUUAAUUUUUUUGCACUAGGUAAGGGCAUGAAUUGAGAAUGAGUGAGAGGGUACGUAAAGAAACAGCUGUCCUAGCACCACAAGCGCUCCUAGUGCGGAUGGAGCCAAGAGAAGCUCUUAUGUGCCUGUCUGCACAUGUCUGUCUCCUUCGUACAUCAGAGUCAAGCAACACAUUAAGCACGCCUUUUUUAAAAGUACGUGUUUACUAUUGGCCACUCUUCUUCAUUAGAAAAAGCAGCUUGAGCUUCCAGAUCCAGAUCAGGACUCUGGCUUGGUGGGAUAAUGUGCGGGGGAUAGAAAAAGGCGUCAUGUUUUAAAAGCACCUACUUCUGGAUGAAGAGGAAGAAUCUGGAGUACAUUUUGAGUGUGCUCUCUGUUCUUCCAUCAGGUGUGGACAUGUGACCAGCGGAAAGAUAAUGGCUUGCCCAAAUGACCUGGCAGACAUAAAUAAUUAGGCCAGUGGGCUGAAGGUCCCCUACCUCUGGGUUAAGUCUUCAUUUUCCUCCUGAAAGUUGUCACCAAAGACAAAUCUGGAUCCCGCCCUUCCAACCCUCUCUCUCUCUCCUCCCCCCUCUCCCUCUCCCUCUCUGCAUUUGCUUUCAAGAGAGUUAGUGGCCAGUUGUAAGCAUGCUUUUAAAAAAAAUAAGUGGGUGCUUAACAUAACUUGCAGUUUGGCCUGAACUGUGUAGACAGGCAGGCAUCUUAACUUGCGGCUGACUCUUUCAUAAUAAAAUAGGCCAGGACUACAUGAAAUGGUCCUUUUUGUCUUCUAUCAUAGGAAAACAAAACCGCGUUCUGAUAAUUAUAUCUUUGUUGUGUUUUACAGACCGCAACUAUCUUUUGAAGUCUUCUGUAUGUUAAAAUUAUAUAUGUAAGCAGGAUUCUUUUUAAUGCAUUAUUGUCCCAAAAAAAUAUCCAAAAAAAGUCUCAAACUUUUUUGCCAACUUUUGCACUUUCUUGGAAUUUUUCAUGAAUUUUCCUUUAAUUUCCCCCCCUGUUGGAAUCUUUUAUGUGCAAAAAAUGUUCAGUUAUCUCUCUGUUGCUGAAAAGUGUGAUGAUGGGGGUGGGGAGUGUUUCAAAGAUGAGGAUUUAUGGAAGGAGGGGUGUGGGUGGCAACAGCAGCAGCAUAAGAUCUUCAAGACUAAUGACAGUAAGAUCCAGUUGCAGCAACACUGUUGUACGGCAGAAUCUCUUGACUCUGCUCAUUGGAACUAACCCCCCACUCUCAGUGGGAUGAACUGAAUUGUUAUGCAUGUGUCAAUCAAUGGGAAGACGUGCAUUCUGUAGCUGUAGGUUCUUAAGGUGUUUGGUUGUUUUUUUUAAGCCUGUUAUUGGCGACUGUUUAGCUGUAUGUUGUGGAGGAGUUUCAAAUGUAGCAAAUUUUGGACUGGGAGGGAGGAGGGGAAGAAUCAAAGGGAGCGAUUGGUGUUUAUGGAGCCAACAAAAUGCCUUGCCCUUUUUCUCCCUCUCCUGUUCUGCUUUUUGUGAGCACUUAAAUUCCGAAGAGGCUCUAAAAAAGCUUUUGCUCUGUAGCAGAUUGGGGGGGCAGGCUGGGGUUGCUUUCUCUUAGCUGAAGGCUGUGACAUGGCCUCGCCUUUUUUUAAGGUGACAUCCAUAAAGGGAUGCAAAAGAGAUGUUCCAUGCAGUAUGCAUCAUCAUGAUCCAAUCCAGUACAGGCGGGCCCCACUUUAUGGCACUUCGCCUUUUGGUGUUCCGCUAAUGCGGCGGCUUUCAAUUAGGGAAAGUCCCCACUUUAAGGCGCUUUUUCCACUUUUACGGCGGUUUUUGCUCAUUGCGCACCAUUUUCACACCAUGCGCACCAUUAUCUUCAAUGGGUUCUGCUUUUCGGCAGCAGUCCGGAAUGGAACCUGCCGUAUAAGCGGGGCCCUCCCCACCUCACUCCACCCCAUCUGACACUUCUAUCAAAAGCCUUUAUCCACCUGUUGGGGACAAGGCCAUUUUGACAGGUUAGCAAGCCUGCAAUCCCUCCCCCCCCCCCAAAGAACUACCUUUGUGGAUGUGUUGUAGAUUUCCACCCACCCCCCUUGCUCAAUAGCAAGGCAGUUGCUCCGCUUCCAUUUUAGGAAAGUAGAGCUCAGAGGGCAUUGUAUCAAUACUGUUUGAACUGCAAGGUUUUUUCCCUUGUGCAAUCUGAGGAAAGAUCACAUGUGAAUAUCACUUAAGAGUUUCUUUAUACCUUGCUAUUGACACAUUUUGGUGAUAUUUCUGUCUAGAGCCUGAAACAUGUAUGUAAAACUUGUUUGCAUUUGUUCCAUUUUUGACUUCUGAUGUAUUUUUCUUUUUCGUUUUCUUUCUAUAUUGUUAGACUUGUAAUGUUUUAAAAUGUAUUUUAUUAAAAUUGGACUGGAUGUAUGUCUAUAGCAAUACGAGGUACUUCUUUCUUUAAAAAAAACAACUGCCCUGUUUGGGGGAGGGUUGUUUAAUAGCCCCCCCCCCGUUGCGAUAAUAUGCUGGCCGUGUACAACUGCAAUGUAUUUUUUUUCUUUUCUAGCCUGCAGGGAUUUUGUGUUCAUGUGUCCAAAAAAAUAAAGGCAUUUGUGUGCCAA
Rhineura floridana is the source of this 7612-nucleotide messenger RNA. RefSeq names its product protein argonaute-4. The record is from RefSeq and is a predicted model, not a curated record. Lineage: Eukaryota; Metazoa; Chordata; Lepidosauria; Squamata; Rhineuridae. The transcript is spliced from 18 exons. Gene Ontology annotation, molecular function: RNA binding; protein binding. Bases 440 to 3025 code for a protein of 861 amino acids.